UUCCCGAAAUUUUGUUGUAUUCAACUGUUUCAAGUUUCAAUUUGCUUGCAUUUUGAUUGUUUGAAAGCUGAUGUGUGCAGUUCUAAAUGUGUAGAUCUAGAGUCUACUGUGUCAUGCUUGAUACUGAGUUUUAGCUUUUGACGACUCGUUGUGAUGUACUGGGGAAAGUGUAGCUGGUGGCAGGGCUAAGUGGACUUGAGCUUCUACAACAAAUGAUCCAAUCAUGAAGGUCCUGACUUGGAAUAUAAACGGCAUCCGAGCUGGAAGGGGAAAGACCUCCUUGAAGGUUCUCCUGGAUUCUCUGGCAGCAGACAUUAUUUGUCUUCAAGAAACCAAAGUUACCCGUGAUAUGCUGGAUGAACCAACAGCUAUUGUUGAUGGCUAUGAAGCUUAUUUCAGUUUUUCACGAAAACGAACUGGAUAUUCUGGCACAGCCAACUACUGCGUGUCUAGGACAGGGCCGGUGAAGGCAGAGGAAGGUCUAACGGGGAGACUAUAUAUAUCUGCCGACUGUGAGAGUCUUGUUGGUCACUACGGCGACAUGGAGCACUUGUCAGACGGCGACCUUGAUGCACUGGAUGCUGAAGGCCGCUGUAUUAUUACACAGCACAAGAUCAGACUUGCGGGAGAAGAGAAGGAGGUGGCUAUCAUCAACGUCUACGUCCCGCGGGUGGGCGAGGACAGGGAGGACAGACACGAGUACAAGGUCAAGUUCCUGGGGAUGCUGCAGGGCAGGGCGGAGGCUUUGCUGGAGGAGGGAAUUCAUGUCAUCAUCUUGGGAGAUCUGAACCUGACCCACAAGCCUUUGGACAACCCCGAGUAUGAUGACAAUUUUCAGGUUAGGCCGAGUCGUGUCUGGAUCAACAACAUUUUGCAAGCAAAAGAGCAGGACUCGUCUCUACCUCCGUCAACUGGCAUGAUCUCAGAGUUGUGUCCAGGCAACCUCAAGGGCGGUCGUUUCAGCGACGUUUUCCGCCAGCUGCACCCACAGAAAGACGACGGCUUCACCAACUGGAACACCGCCACUGACGCGCGGAAAGCCAACUUUGGCCGGAGACUGGACUACAUUCUGGUGAACCUGGAGCUGGCCAAGUACGUGACGAGCUGUGAGAUCAUGGCGGAGGUUGAAGGUUCGGACCACUGCCCCGUGGUGGUCACUCUGAGCGCCGACCCUGUGGCGGCGUCGGUCACUCCGAACUUGUGCACAAAACUCAUGCCUGAAUUCAGAGGCCAGCAGCAGAAGUUGUCGUCUUUUUUCUCAAAGACGGAAAAGUUUGCGGCUUCAUCGUUGUCUUCGUCCCCCGUUCAAGUAGACUCUGACUCAAUUGUUUUGUCCAGUUCACAAGAGGAUUCUGGCAACGUUUUGUCGUGCUCCCCCUUCACAAAGUCUAAAAGUCUUCCUCCGCAAGUGUCGGAGAAAAGCAAAUUGAAGAGAAACAGUUCUGCGGUCGAUAACACCAAGAACAAAAAGUUGAAAAAGAAUGACACAGGAAGUAAACAAGCCAGUUUGAUUUCCUUUUUCUCCUCCUCGAGUUCAUCUAAAAGCGACAAAGUGUCCAACAAUUCAAAAGCUAGUCUCAACGUUCAGAGACGGUCAGACUCUGCCAGCAAAAACAACACAAUAGAAGUUCGGGAUGAUAAGUGUAUAGACAACUCUGUGAAAGCUGAGACUUUAGAAAUUGUUGAAACGGUACAAUUGGGUGAAGAGGGCGAGGUCAACAAACUCUGUGACUCAUCAACUGCGAAACAGGAAGUUCCUUUACGUCGUACGUCUACAAACAUUUCGUCGUCGUCGUCGUCAUCAGUGGCCCCCAUCAACCCGCCGCCGACUAAAUCCUCGGCCAGCGUGUGGAAGUCCCUGCUCGGCGGCCUCCCCCCUCCCCCACUGUGCCCGGGACACAAGGAGCCGUGUGUCUUGAAGACGGUGAAAAAGGCGGGCCCCAACAAGAACAAACAGUUUUACUCCUGUCCCAGACCCGACGGGGCUCCGGGAAAACCUGAGUUCAGGUGUAACUUUUUCCAGUGGCUGAAUGAUAAGAAGAAAAAAAAGACGUGAUUAUGAGUGGAUUGUAUUACUAUUUUGGGAGAUGUUUUUGUUUUGUUUGGCUUGUGAUACUGUUGUCAUAAUGCUGGGUAUUGGUUGUUUUGUUUGUUUUGUUUUGAAGGUUUGGUUUUUUUUGUUGCUUUUUUUUUGUUAAUGGG
Messenger RNA from Aplysia californica (California sea hare), 2202 nucleotides. Its product is annotated as DNA-(apurinic or apyrimidinic site) endonuclease 2. The record is from RefSeq and is a predicted model, not a curated record. Gene Ontology annotation, biological process: base-excision repair. The coding region runs from base 224 to 2056 and encodes 610 amino acids. Gene Ontology annotation, molecular function: double-stranded DNA 3'-5' DNA exonuclease activity; DNA binding; phosphoric diester hydrolase activity. NCBI's taxonomy places the organism in Eukaryota, Metazoa, Mollusca, Gastropoda, Aplysiida, Aplysiidae. The transcript is spliced from 7 exons. Gene Ontology annotation, cellular component: nucleus.